UCCCCAGUCUUCCCCGCGAGCGGACGCGCCAGCGCCUCUGUCUCGCUUUUUCUUAUUUUCUCCCCUUUCCCCUUUUCUUUUCUUUUUUUCCCCCUUCCCCCCCUUCCACCAUUUCCCCUCGGAGGCGCUUCCCCCGGGCAGGGGCAGAGCCGGCCUCACCCCGCGCCUCUCCCCGGCCCCCGCCGCCCUAUGGCGAGAGGGCGCCCCCUCCUCACCCGGGCACCAGCGGCGGCGGUCGGAGGAGUGGGACCGGCGGCGGCGGCCUCGGGCCCAGGGUCAUCAUGGAAUUAGUUCGCUGACUGACCCUUCGGCCGCAGCCGUGCGUCCCGCCCGAGUGCCCGCGCCCGCCGGCCCGGUUCGCCCUCUUCUCCCUCCUCAGUCGGCCCGGCCCUUGGUCCCGCGCGCCCCGCUGCCGCGCGCCGAGGAUCAUGAGGUGGUAACGGGUCCCCGGAUGACCCCGCGUCACCACUGUGAGGCCUACAGCUCUGCCGGGGAGGAGGAGGAGGAGGAAGAGGAGGAGAAGAAGAAAAUUCCAGCACUAAAGGUAUUGGCAAGAGACAGUUUCUGUGGCUGUUCCUCAUCUGAGAUUUUGAGAAUGGAGAGAAUUAUUCUGGAUAAGUUGAAUUGGGAUCUUCACACGGCCACACCAUUGGAUUUUCUUCACAUUUUCCAUGCCAUUGCGGUGUCAACUAGGCCUCAGUUACUUUUCAGUUUACCCAAAUUGAGCCCGUCUCAACAUCUGGCAUUCCUGACCAAGCAACUACUUCACUGUAUGGCCUGCAACCAACUUCUGCAAUUCAAAGGAUCCAUGCUUGCUCUGGCCAUGGUUAGUCUGGAAAUGGAGAAACUCAUUCCCGAUUGGCUUCCUCUUACGAUUGAACUGCUUCAGAAAGCACAGAUGGACAGCUCCCAGUUGAUCCACUGUCGGGAGCUAGCAGCACAUCACCUUUCUGCUCUGCAGUCUUCCCUGCCUCUAAAUUCCGUUUAUGUCUACCGUCCCCUCAAGCACACCCUGGUGUCCUGCGACAGAGGAGCGUUGAAAUUACAUCCCUCCUCUGUCUCAGGCCCAGGUUUCUCCAAGGACAACAGCAAGCCAGAAGUGCCAGUCAGAGGUACAACAGCCUUCUACCAUCACCUCCCAGCUGCCAGUGGGUGCAAGCAUACCUCUGCUAAACGCAAAGUGGAGGAAAUGGAAGUGGAUGACUUCUACGAUGGCAUCAAGCGGCUCUACAAUGAAGAUAACGCUUCAGAGAAUGUGGGCUCUGUGUGCGGCACUGAUCUAUCAAGGCAAGAAGGGCAUGCUUCUCCCUGUCCACCCUUGCAGCCUGUUUCAGUCAUGUAGUUUCAGGUGUUCCUUCCGGUGCACACUAGGGCUGACAAUAAAAACCAGGAAAGGCUGUAAAGAAGGGCAUGUGCUUUAUCAGACUGAGUGAAGUGAGCCAGGAGAAAAGAAAAACAAGUGCCCUUUUUGUUCCUUUGUGUGGCUACUUACAAUUCAACAUUAUUUAAUAUAAAGGCAUAUAUUUAUAGACUCAAGAUCCAAAAUAUAUUUAAAGGCAAAGUUCUUUGCACUAUGUCGGUUCCACUUUUUUCUUUGUUAAAAUAAUAGUUUGCCCCAUAUCCAAAAAACUAAAAUAAAAAUCAACGUUUAAGGGGGAAAGUUGCAAAAUUCAAUCCUAGAAACCUUGUUUCCAGUGUCCUCGGUUUUUCUCUUGUGUUUUCUUGCCUCUCUGUUGGAUACUUAAUAAUCUUUGUGCUUGAUGUAUGUGUUCUGACUCCCACUGAAUAGGUAGCCCCACUUUUUUUUUUAAAGCAAUUCAGUAAGCAAAUUUUUGUGUGGCAUCCAUGUUAAUCCAUGGCUCAAGUUGGUUAGUUCAAAAAGGGCACUUUGAGCUAUCCUCAUGAAUCAAUGGUAACUGAAAAAGUUCUCUUACUUUGUCUCAUUUUAGUUGAAAAACAAGAUGACUUUUUUUUUUUUACCUUUUUGCUUUUCUUAAAGUUUAAAAAUGGUGUGUAAUUAGGACAUUUUGAGCAUUUUUGACAUUUGUAUAAAGAAUUUCUUAUAAAGUUAAUAUAUCUGGGUGCUCACCAAAGAAACAUGUAUGUAACACAUACUUAGAUUUUUGUAACUGAUCUGUUGUCGUUCUUUUAAAAUGAGUAGGAGCAACUGCCUAGCUAUGAGGCAGCCGUGAUUGGAGUCUAACUUAUAAUUGAAUUCAGUACCCUAGUUUAUAUUAAGCUGUCAGGAUUUUCUUGAUAAGAAGUUAUUCCCCUUGUUUUUCUGAGUGACUUCUGCACCCUGAGCUCCCUUUGCAGUCUGAAGAAGGCACUGUAGUCUGAACCAUGGACUGGUGAUAAAGCCUCUGGUAGCAAUAAAAUGUUGUCCUUAACACU
This is a messenger RNA of Microtus ochrogaster (prairie vole), 2394 nucleotides long. RefSeq names its product cyclin-I (gene Ccni). NCBI's taxonomy places the organism in Eukaryota, Metazoa, Chordata, Mammalia, Rodentia, Cricetidae. The record is from RefSeq and is a predicted model, not a curated record. The coding region runs from base 452 to 1342 and encodes 296 amino acids. The transcript is spliced from 4 exons.